This is a messenger RNA of Fundulus heteroclitus (mummichog), 1066 nucleotides long. Its product is annotated as ladderlectin. The record is from RefSeq and is a predicted model, not a curated record. Gene Ontology annotation, molecular function: signaling receptor activity. Lineage: Eukaryota; Metazoa; Chordata; Actinopteri; Cyprinodontiformes; Fundulidae. Bases 142 to 660 code for a protein of 172 amino acids. The transcript has a single exon.
UGGGGUAGACGCCCUUUUUGAUGAAUAUAAAAAUAGCAGGUUGACUUCUGUCUCUCCAGGACUCUCUUCUGCAUCCUUCCCUGCAGAUAAUCUCCUGCAAAACCUUAAAAUCUCUCAGAACAAUAGACAUCAGACUCCAAUAUGAUGUUCUUCUUCUUCAUGUUUGGUCUUUCUCUGGCUGCUGUGGCUCCUUCGGACGGACAGGAGACGAAGUUACUGCAUGGCGACUGCCCCGUGUUCUGGUACAACUUCAAUGGCCGCUGCUACAAAUACGUGGCCACACUGAUGAGCUGGGCUGAUGCAGAGUGGUACUGUCUGUCUCAAGGAGCAAACCUGGUGUCCAUCCACAGUCUGCAAGAAGAGAGCUUUGUCAAAAUGCUGAUCAGCAACUUUGAUCCCGCUCAGGGAAUAACCUGGAUCGGACUCUCUGAUGCUCAGAGGGACGGGACAUUCUUCUGGUCUGACGGAUCUAAACUUUCCUUUACCUACUGGAAUGCACUAGAGCCAAAUAAUGGAGGAGAACCCGAACCGUGUGUUCACACCAACUGGGACACAGCCAGGAAAUGGAACGAUAAACGGUGUUCUGAUAAAUAUGCCUUUGUUUGUAAAGCUCGCCCAGCUUGUGAUUCUGAAUGCAGGCACCUGUCAUUCAGAUUUUAAAUGUGUUGAUUAGAAAAGAUCAAACCGAACAUGAAGGUUUAAACAGGCUUAGUGUAUCUGUUAUUUGUUUUUCUCAUAAAGUUUGAUUUUUGUUUAGCAUUCUUUAUAAACUCCCCUUUGUACAGUUUAUUUACAAAGUUACUUUGUUGGUUGGAUUUCUUUUGGCCUCUAGAGGGCAUCCUACUAUCAAAAACAUACUUUGAUGUCUUGAAUGAGAGGAAAGGUUGUGGGGACUUAAUAAGAACUCAUUGUUAUCGCAGCUUUGUCAUCACUGAAGGUAACAACACAGUUUUAGUUUUGGGGCCCCUCAGAUGUCUGAUUCAUUUAUCUGCGUGAUUCAUAACCAGAACAUUUCAAUGUCUUUACCACGGCUCUGGUUUUGUACAGGAAGUUUUUACUGAUCAGA